AACGUUACGAGCAUCUUGGGAUGCACUAAAGAGUGAAACCGAGGCAUGUGGCCGUGAACACAUGGCGGCAUCUCAACGGCUAACAAACGAACUAGAAAAAGUAGUCCGAGAUUUCCGUGAAAAGCAGCGAGAAGUUCGAAAGCGGACGGAGGACACGGUGAAGAAGGCACAAGCAUUCAAGAAAACUGCCCAUAACAAUGAAAUCAAGACUAAGGCAGAUUACAUAACAAAGUGCAAGGCAGCAGAUAAAGCCGAGGAGAACGUGGAAAAGAACACCCAGUUACCGCCAAGGAAGUUAGAAGAUCUACGUGUGAAGGCGAAGCGAGCACGGCAGCUAUCUGAGCAAGCAGAUAGUCAGUACCAAGAAUCAGUCGUCAACCUCGACGAAGCACGCAUACUCUGGGAGCGUGAGAUGGAAAAUUGCUGCAAGACGUUUCAAGACUUAGAAGAAGAGCGAGUAGCGUUUCUACGGAAUACAAUGUGGAAGGUGACCAAUGUUGGGUCUUCGGUUGCUGUUCAAGAGGACGAGUUAUUUGAGCAUGUACGUGCUGUCUUAGAACAUUGUGAUGUACCCCAAGACAUAGAACUCUUCAUUCAGCAGAAACGAACCGGCGAUAUUCGACCCACCCCCAUUGAAUACGAGAAUUAUUAUGGCAACAACCCAGCGGAAUCUAUUAGGCCGUCUUAUCAAAGAGAAAAGGAGCAGAAGAUGCAGCAACAACAACAGCAGCAGCAGCAGCAGCAACAGCAACAACAGGCUCAGACGCACACACCAGUACGGACUGACCCGCUGCCACAGCCGCCGAGCGAACCAGCCAGCUCAAGCCUGGCCCAAGAAGAUCAAACAUACACCGACUGCGCUCAGCUACAAUCAUCUGACAACACAGCUAUCAAUUCUCCUUCUUUGCCCCCCUCUUCCCCUGUUGCCACUACUUCCUCCGAUACGUCAUCUACUUUGACCUCUGCUACGAAUGCAUCUCCGCUUGCUCUUGCUGCUGUGGAUUCUGCUGCAGAUACUGCUGCAAGUGCCGCUACUGUUGCUGAUGCUGUGGUUGAUACUGAUGCUGUUGCUGAUGCGAGUGCCGAUGCUGUUGCCGAUGGUGCCACCGAUGGUGUUGUGAAUGGCGUUGAUGCAGCCGUUGGUGCAGCAGCUGCUACUGCUGAAGAUCGGGAUGAGAUUGGUGAUAAAAUAUAUGUAGUUUGCCAGCAGCCAUCCGCAAGAGGACCCAUUGAUCCACCAGCUCAAAGGAGUCCUUUGUCCGACAGGAUGUCUACAAGAGCGCCCAUGGACCUACCAGUUCGAAGUAGACCACUAUCCUCCAGGAUGUCAACAAGAGCCCCCAUUGACCCACCAGCACAACGGAAUCCACUAUCCGCCAAAAUGUCGGCAAGAGCGCCCAUGGACUUGCCAGAGCGCUCUGGCUCAGCACAUGCCUCACAUCACUCAUCGCCUAGCCCUAAUUGGCAUUCUGUCGAAGCAGCUGAUAAUUAUGCCAUUGUCCCGUCAACAGGCGCGCCACCGCCUGUCGUUGCUGCUGCUGCUGCUGCCGCUGCUAUGGAAGUGAGUAAUCAGAGUGGAGAUGAUGAUACAUAUGCUUGCGUGGACAAGCCAAUACCUGUUGAAAAGUCUACAUUUACACCAUUGAGCAGUGAGUCGCCUCCAAGCCAGUCACAUCCACGUGGGAUUGCUAUCAGCACGUCCUGUACUAACGUUUCCAAACCACGUUUACCUCACCGCAAUCUUUCAACGUGCACUACUUCACCCCUUGAAUCCCCGGUAUCAGCGUCUAGAUCAGUGUCCCCGAAUAAAUAUGUGGUAGUCUCACCGCUGUCUGUAACCGAACCUCCUGGAGAUCGCUUCAUGUACUCAAUGGAGAACCGUGAUACUGCUGCCACUUUUGCAGCUGGUGCUGCACUGGAUGAUGAUAUGUAUGGCACGCUGGCUGAGCCAGGUCAUGACAACUUUGCCUCCAAAUCUUGUUCUGAUAUUCCUGCUGCUACUGUUGCUUGUGGUGAUGGACUUGAUGAUGUGUAUGGCACUCUAUCUGGGCCACGUCAUGAGAAUGAUGUCACUAAAUCUUGUAAUGAUAUUCCCAUUGCUCCCAUCUCUCUUUUGGCAUCCAAGGUUCUGAGCGGCAGUGUGGACAGUGUCUUUGCAGCAGCAGCAAACACACCAAUGUGGCGUGCAUCAAAGCCUAAGUUACCACCUCGGUAGCGAUAAGUUCACUUCAUUACAUCUUUCCCUCUAUCUAUUCUCUAUGGAGAGGUACUUCCUGGUGGCUCUUUGGUAAAUAUUCUGCAGUAUCAUGUGUGCUUGGUUGGUUAUUUUUUAACUUCCCAGCAGCAAUGACUAGUCUUGUUGUUCAUUGUCACAUUUGUUGUGAACUCCAUGGAAUAGCCCGCGGUUUGUAUGUUGUUGUUUCAUUGUUCAAUUUCAGCACAUUCUUUUAUUGCCAUGCUUGAUCAAAUUUGAAUUGUUAUGCACUAUAUCCUCUUGUUAGUACACUCGCUACUCUGCUGUCCCGCUUGAUAUCACUCCCAAUGCAUUUGUGUGUGCAGUAUGGCACUGUUCCACCAUCUAGGUCACCGACAUUUUUCUUUUACUCUCUGCAAUACACAUAGGUCAUUGCGUUUUCUUUGUUUAGUUCACUGCACUGCUAUGGUUCCCCUCCCCUGCUUUGGCUAGUUUAUUGCACUGCUGCAGGCGUUCUGCACAUAUACACGCGGUUACUUCCCAUUCUGUUUUAUUCUAGUUGAUGACCCAUCGCCCCCCCCCCCCCCCCAUUAUUUGUUUGGGUUU
Sycon ciliatum is the source of this 2800-nucleotide messenger RNA. Its product is annotated as proline-serine-threonine phosphatase-interacting protein 1-like. Gene Ontology annotation, biological process: actin filament polymerization. Gene Ontology annotation, molecular function: actin filament binding. NCBI's taxonomy places the organism in Eukaryota, Metazoa, Porifera, Calcarea, Leucosolenida, Sycettidae. The record is from RefSeq and is a predicted model, not a curated record. Gene Ontology annotation, cellular component: cytoplasm; actin filament; plasma membrane.